GGCUGUAUAACUACGUCACCGCUGUAUUAAAGAUGGAGGCGCCCUUCUGCCCUCAGUGUUCCUGCAGCUCUAGCCCGGAGACAAACAGCGCCUGAGCCGCGGAACCGCCGCCCGGACCCGCGGGGAGCGGCUCUGCAGGUCCUGCUGGUUCUGUUGAGGGUUCGGGAUGUCUGUGAGGAGCGCCGCGCUCUGUUUAUACAGGCUGUACGUCUUUAAUCUCACCCCCUCAAGAACGAAGCUCUUCACCAGUUCCCUGAGCUCUCAGUGCAGGACUUUACACUGUCCUGCUCCUUUACUCUACAGCAGAAGCUCAGAUCCUCCUGAUCCUGCAUCUCCAGCCUCACCGUUCACCUCAGCAGGACAAACCGCAGGUAAAGAACCUCCUGCUUCAGAAGCUGCAGGUCCUGCAGGACUUCCAGAAGCUCCGACCUGCUGCUGCAUGAGCGGCUGCCAUAACUGCGUAUGGAUCGAAUACGCGGAGCAGCUGCUGAAAUAUUACCGAGACGGUGGAGAGAAAGCUCUCGCUGCCAUCGAGGAGAACGUUCAGGACGAGAACCUCAAGACAUAUCUAAAAAUGGAGAUCAGACUGCUGAAAAAAACUUAAUUCAUCCUGUUUAGCUCGUGCAGGAGGACAGGAAUGACUGGAAUGGUUGGAAUGAUGCACAGAACUUUUAAUUUUAGAGGUCAAAAUAUCUCAAAAAACGCUGGACUUUGUUUAUUUUAUUUUAUUUUUUUAUGAUAUUUUUACAUAUUUUUUAAUCUGUGACAGCCUAUGACCAUGUAGCUUUACCAAACAUUUUUUGGUAAAAACAAUGUUUUGGUAUAAAAUCCAUGACCACAUCCAGCCAUAUUUUUAGUACUAAAAUAAGUGAAAAACAUCUGCAGUGGAAUCUGCCAAAAACUGGUAUAUACAGCAGUGCUUAAAAGUUUGUGAACUCUUUAGAAUUUUCUAUAUUUCUGCAUAAAUUAGAUCUAAAACAUCUUCAGAUUUUCACACAAUUAUACAUGCUCAUUUAUUUAUUGAGGAAAAUUAUCCAAUAUUACAUAUUUUUGAGUGAGCUCUGUUUUCAGUAUUUGGUGUGACUUCCCUCCUUUACAGUAAUAACUGAACUAAAUGUUUCCAGUAUCUGUAGAUCAGUCCUGCAUCACUUCAGCUCCGCCCACAACAUUUACACUGCAUUAAGAUCAGGACUUUGACUUGGACCCGUUUCAAAACAUUAACUCUAUUCUUUGGUAGAGUGACUUGUGUGCUUAGGGUCAUUGUCCUGCUGCAUGACCCACCUUCUCUUGAUAUUCAGUUCAGGGACAGAUGUCCUGACAGUUUCCUUUAGAAUUAUCUGAUAUAAUUUAAUAAUCAGAAUUCAUUGUUCCAUCAAUAAAAGCAAACCAUAAUACUACCACCACCAUGUUUCACAGAUGGGGUAAAGUUCUUUUGCUGGAAUGUUGUGUUUUAAUUUCUUUGGACGUAGUGCUGUUUUGAUCUCAUUUGUCCACAAAAAAAUCUUAAAAUAGUCUUCUGGUUUGUUCAUGUGAUCUUUAGUAAACUGCAGAUAAGCCAAAAUUUUCUUUUUGGAGAACGAUUUUUUUUCCUUGCAAUUCUGCCAUAAACACCAUUAUACUUUAGUUCGGUGUUUCUCCUGAUGGUGAACUCAUGAACAUUAAACAUAUUAACCACUGAGAGUGAGGCCUUCAGUUGCUUAGAAGUUACACUGGAGUUCGUUGUGACCUUGCUGACUAUUACACUAUUACACUCCUUGCUCUUGGAGUGAUCUUUUUUUGGUCGAACACUCCUGGGGAGGAUGAUAAUGGUCUUUGAAUUGGUAUUGCCUCCAUUUGUACACUAAUCUGUCUGACUGUUGAUUGGUGGACGAGUCCAAACUCUUUACAGAUGGUUUUACUAUAUUUUCCAGCCUGAUGAACAUCAACACAUCUUUUUCUAAAUCUCCUUUAUUCGUGCCGUGAUACACAAAAUUCCACAAACGUGUGCUGUAAAGAUCAGACUUUAAUAGAUACCUGUUUUUUAAAUAAAAUUUAAAACAGGCUCCGCCCACUCACACCUGAUUGAUCAUCCCUUUUAAUUGACUCUAAUUUCACCUUUAAACUUGACUGUUAAUCCUAAAGGUUCACAUAUAUAUGUAUGCCACUCAAAAAUGUAUAAUAUUGGAUCUUUUCCUCAAUGCAUAAAUAAGCAUGUUUUUAUCUACUUUUAGGACUUUUAGUUUGAAAAUUUGAUUGAUGGAUUUGUUGUGCCAAAAGAAAACAAACAUUUAAUGAAAAAGAUGUUAAUGCCAACCUAAUAAAAUAUAUGUGUGUGUG
This is a messenger RNA of Astyanax mexicanus (Mexican tetra), 2316 nucleotides long. It is a transcript of the gene oxld1, whose product is annotated as oxidoreductase-like domain containing 1. Lineage: Eukaryota; Metazoa; Chordata; Actinopteri; Characiformes; Acestrorhamphidae. Gene Ontology annotation, cellular component: mitochondrion. The coding region runs from base 167 to 604 and encodes 145 amino acids. The transcript has 3 exons. The record is from RefSeq and is a predicted model, not a curated record.